Arabidopsis thaliana (thale cress) is the source of this 961-nucleotide messenger RNA. RefSeq lists its product as uncharacterized. Gene Ontology annotation, cellular component: plasma membrane. NCBI's taxonomy places the organism in Eukaryota, Viridiplantae, Streptophyta, Magnoliopsida, Brassicales, Brassicaceae. Bases 110 to 703 code for a protein of 197 amino acids. The record is from RefSeq and is marked reviewed. The transcript has 3 exons.
GUCAGACAAAAGACCAAUCACUAACACUCAAAUACUCAAUAUAUAUAAAGACACAAACACUCUACACAUUGCAAAACAAAAACAAUUUGACCAUUUUCAUCUUCAAACAAUGGCGGUUUCAAAGCUUACAUUGGCUGCUACGAGCGGUAAGAGCUGCAAAAUACUCUUAGGGCUGAGAUUACUUGCCUUCUCAGCCACGUUAUCUGCAGCUAUUGUAAUGGGACUCAACAAAGAGACAAAGACUUUUAUUGUGGGCAAAGUUGGAAAUACUCCAAUUCAAGCUACUUUUACUGCUAAGUUCGACCACACACCAGCUUUUGUGUUUUUCGUAGUAGCUAAUGCAAUGGUGAGCUUCCACAACUUGUUGAUGAUUGCUCUUCAGAUAUUUGGAGGGAAAAUGGAGUUCACUGGUUUUCGGCUUCUCUCAGUCGCCAUUCUUGACAUGCUAAAUGUGACUCUAAUUUCGGCGGCAGCAAACGCGGCGGCGUUCAUGGCGGAGGUAGGAAAGAACGGGAACAAACACGCGAGAUGGGACAAAAUCUGUGAUAGAUUCGCCACUUACUGUGAUCACGGCGCCGGAGCAUUAAUCGCCGCAUUCGCCGGCGUAAUCCUUAUGCUCAUCAUCUCCGCCGCGUCAAUCUCUCGUCUCGUCCAACCUAAUAAAUGCUGCUCCACCACCGCAUCUCCCUCGGUCGUCCCCUGAAAACAUACACACGUGUCUCGUUCCCCUGUUGUUUUCUUUUUCUUUUCUUACUUCUUUGUUUCUUCUUGAGUGUGUGGUGUGUAUCUCGAGUGAAUGUGAUUGAUCAGAUUGUGUAAGCAUUUGGCUCGUCUCUUCUUUGUAAAACCUUCUUCUUAUGGUUUAUUCUUAAAACAAUUCUCACGACUAGGGUUAGGUUACUAAAAUAUCCAUUACCUAUACUCGUUAAUCGUUAUCAAUACCCAUACUCGUUAUCAACCA